Vespula pensylvanica (western yellowjacket) is the source of this 5965-nucleotide messenger RNA. RefSeq lists its product as uncharacterized. Gene Ontology annotation, molecular function: DNA-binding transcription factor activity, RNA polymerase II-specific; RNA polymerase II cis-regulatory region sequence-specific DNA binding. The coding region runs from base 1970 to 3952 and encodes 660 amino acids. Gene Ontology annotation, biological process: regulation of DNA-templated transcription. The transcript is spliced from 4 exons. NCBI's taxonomy places the organism in Eukaryota, Metazoa, Arthropoda, Insecta, Hymenoptera, Vespidae. The record is from RefSeq and is a predicted model, not a curated record.
AAAAUAAAAAUAUAUCAUGACACGGUGCACAAUUCUACGAGCUACAAGAAAUCGCAAUAUUCUUUAAUCGUUCUAACGAAAGUGUAAAUGAUCGAUAAAGAUUCUUGUACAAUCGAGAGAUGCUCCUGACUAAGGAAUUAUUAAGGAAGAAUACGAUUACAAGGAGCUAGAGUAAUGUAAGAAAAAGAGAGAGAGAAAAAAUAUAUAUAUAUAGAAAGAUAGAGAGAAAAAGAGAGAGAAAUAGUGAUAAAGUGUGAAAAGAGAAGAAAAAAGGAAUAAAAAUACAUGUGUAAGAGUAGAUGUAAAUAUUUAUCCAAUUUACAUGUCGACAACGCUCCUAUCGUACGUUUGUUAAGUGUAUCGAUGAGCUCUCGCAAUGCGAUAUAAUCUUCCACCCAGUGAAUAUACAACGAAAGCAAUAUUACAGAUAAGGUAACCAAAGAGACAUGCGAAUGAUGCAAACCGCACGAUCCAUCCGAGAAAAAAUUUAACCUUUUUAUCCACUUAUAAAUACCAUAGAGCAGCGAUCCUCAAAGGAAAAAAAAAAGGAAGAGGAAGAAAAAGAAAAGAAAAGAAAAAAAAAGAGAAAAUAAAAUUAUGUACUUCAAUUGCACGAUCAAACGGGUACGUUUCUAAUCGUUAUACAUACAUACAUACAUAUAUACACACAUACAUACAUUAAAUGUGUACGUUAUUAAAAAAACGUAUGUGUCAGGACGGUUAUCGGAUAACUUAAAGGUUCGUCCAUCUUGAUCAUUAUUCGUCGAGUAUUCUCUGCUUUUGAACAGAAGAAAUAAAUCUCUAUAUACAUAUAUAUGUGUAUAUAUAUAUAUAUAAAUAUAGAUACAUAGCAUAUAUAUGUAUAUAUAUAUGUAUAUAUAUAUAUAUAUAUAGACUUCUAAUCACCGUGCAACGACAAUUAGGAUUAAAGUAUAAACACUGACGCUGUGUUGGAGAUUUAGUCAGAGAAAUUUACACCAAUAUAUGUAUAUGUAUAUAUAUACAUAGACACAUACACACAUACACACACCGGAAAACACACAUACGUAUAUAUAUAUAUAUAAAGCGAUUUACAAAAUCUUCGAUAAGAUUUUCUUCUAUUCGAUGAAGAGAGAUCAUCGUCGUUAAUAAUAAUAAAGCAUUAUUUAUCUACGAGAUCAAAACUUCGAUGAUAGUUUUGGACGUCGACGAUUUUACAACUGAGAAAGAGAAAGAAAACAAAGAAAAAGAAAAACAAGAAGAAGAAGAAGAAGGAUUAAUUUUUUUAACUGCAACCCACUUUUGGGGAUAGAAGAAAAAUAAGCAAGUAAGUAAGUAAAUAAAGUAAGUAAGUUAGUAAGUGUGAUGCCAGAUACGACGAUGGCGUAUUUAAAGAUUCGCAAAAGGAGGUUCAUGAACAGAAUGAUACGUUGAUGCAUUGAUCAAAGGACUCAAAGGCUUGUGAUCGGAGAGCAUUAUUAGGAGAUAAAACAAAGUAGGUCUAUGUGUAUGGUACGUAUGUAGACGUACAUACAUACAAUUUCAAAGAUUUAAAUUCAAUUCGAACGGUGAAAGGAGGGGAGGAAGGGAGGAAGAAAGGAACAUGAUGAACGAGAUGAAAUUGAUGUGAGCCAUAACGUUUCAUUAUCUCGAUAAAUAUGACGAGGGGAAUGUAAACGAGUUUGCGACAUUGAUUUGAAAUUCGACGAGAGGAGAUAGGGGAGACAAAGGAGACAAGAAAAGAGAAAAAGAAGGGAAGAAAAAAAAAAGAGGGGGAGGAUUUGAAAGUCUUUGAAGUAUCAAUGGCGGAGUAGUACAAAACGACGACGGAUCGAUUGUAUAUGUAACUGUUGUAUACUAAACGAUCAACGAGUCGUCUAUAUAUACCGGAUAGAAAAUUCUUUUAUUAUUCGCGAAAGGAAGAAGAAGAAAAAAAGAAAGAAAAAAAAGGAAAAAAAAAAGAAAAAGGAAACUAAAAUAAAUCUUCAAGAUGCCGCGCUGCUACAUGGUUAAGAAGGCCCUGUGCAACAAGUACAUUACCAGCGUUGCCAAAGGAUUCGAAAGCUGGGGUCGUGGUAGAAACACGCCAUCGCCAACGACCAUACAGUUGCCCGUUUCACCCAUAGAAGGGAGCGUUGCACCCACUGUUGCGCAAGACAUUACAACUACGGGGACGCCUACCAUCACCGAGAACAACAAUACGAAAGAAUCUACGAGCAAGAAGGAAGAUUUUGGGAUGGGUACUGCGUCGGAAUCUCCGAAGUUGCCUCAAGUAGAGAUGGCAACGGUGAUAGCUUACACGACAUCGGCUAGUAACGUAUCAACGCCGUCGUCCUUGGAAUCCAAUGACGUCAAAUUAACGACAACGACGGCUACCACCACGUUGACGACGAUUACGACGACGGCUACGACGACAACGGCGAAGACGAUGACGACGACAAUGACGAUGUCGAGCAUGCCGACGUCAAAGACGCGAGAACUUGGUACGACAAACGUUCUUUCGCCGUCUCAUCGUUCCUCGCAAAAUAAUCCAUCCAACUUGUCCUCUACCUGUACGUCUACGAGAUAUAUCAACGAUGACCCUACGGAACAUUCUAUCGACGAUACCAAAAUAAGAUCGACGUCUUGUUGCAACAACAGUAUAUCGUCCUCAAAUGUUUCCUCGAUGUUCAAAGAUCGUUCGGCCGCCGAGACCGAAGCAGCUCACGAUCUUCUCGAACUUUCAAGGUCGUUGCCACCUUUACCACCACCGAGCGUUGCGAUCGGUCCUCAAAGCGUCAUCGAAACACCUGCCACUGACGUUCAAGAGAUGACGGUGUACCAACCUGUCGAGCAACCAAUCUAUCAAGUAAACACGAUCGAUCUUACCGGUUCGGGUACCGUCUAUCAUCAUCAGCCACAGCAACAACCACCACCGCAGGCAGCAACGAGUAUCAUUUAUGAGCCGACAACGACGAUCGUUCAGCAAACAUCGGGUGGUGUCUUUAUACCACUCUCACCGGUUCAAGAGAUUCUCUUCACUUACAGUACGCCGUCCAUACCAUGUACGUCGAUUAUAACUCAACAACAACAACAACAACAACAACAGCAUCAGCAUCAGCAUCAGCAACCGAUGCAACAACAGCAUCAACAACAACAACAACAACAACAACAACAACAGCAACAACAACCACAACCACAACCACAACCACAACCACAACCACAACCACAACCACAACAACAACAACUUCAUCAUCAUCAGAGUCAACCGAUCGAGACAGCGCCGCCAUUGACACCACCUACGUCCGAAUGCAGCAGCGACAUAGAGAACAAUAAUCCUAAUUCUCAACCUAGCCAAAGAGACAAGGAAGUGCAAACUGUUACCGAACAAACGGAAGUUAAAGCUGCCACUUACACUUAUGACACAUUACUGGUCGCCGAUGGCAGGUCGAAAAACAAGAAGCUACUUUCUCUACAAAAGACACCGGAAACUGAACCAGCUGAAAAUUUGGAAACAUCGAAAACUGGCCGUUACGUCUGUUGCGAAUGUGGUAAACAAUAUGCAACCUCAUCGAAUUUAUCAAGACACAAGCAGACCCAUCGCAGUAUCGACUCACAAUCGGCAAAGAAAUGCAUUCAUUGCGGCAAAGCGUACGUUAGUAUGCCAGCUUUGGCAAUGCAUAUGUUAACGCACAAACUUACUCAUAGCUGCGGUAUUUGUGGAAAGAUGUUCUCAAGGCCUUGGCUACUUCAAGGUCAUUUACGUAGUCAUACAGGUGAAAAACCAUAUGGAUGUGCACACUGCGGUAAGGCGUUCGCCGAUCGUUCCAACUUAAGAGCCCAUAUGCAAACUCAUUCGGCCGAUAAGAAUUACGAAUGUCCUAAGUGUCAUAAGUCCUUUGCCCUUAAGUCGUACCUGAACAAACAUCUCGAGUCGGCGUGUCAAAGAGAAAACGGCGAUGAAAGUAGCAACGACGUUGACACCUCGCCGUAAAAAAUAUAAUGUGCCUGAAAAGAAACAAAGGAUUAAGACGACUAAUAUUUCAUAAAAUAACGACUACAGAAACGUGAUAAAUUUCGCACAUGCCAGUGAAAGAAAUAGACUACAAUAUCCAGGGCAACCGAGAGAUACGGAGAUCAACGGUCUACAAAUAAAAAAUAAAAAAGAAACAAGCAAAAAGGAACACGAUCAAAGGCCAACAUAGAUCCGAAUACGUAGUUGUACUCUUACGUAGGAGACACGCAACUUACCAUAGGUGAACCAGAAAGGGGAUUCCAAUGAGAUCGUUGCCCCGAUUAAACGAUCUCGACUAACAAACUCAUUCUAUUCGAUCACGCAUAUAUCGGAUCGAAGCAACAAUGGAUUCAUUUUUCAAAUUGAAAAAAAAGAGAUAAAGAAAGAGAGAGAGAGGAGAGAGAGAGAGAGAGAGAGAGAGAGAAGAGAAAGAUUGCUGCUUUCGAUCGCUUCGCUUGAAAACUUUCUACAGCUGUUAACUACAUUCGCGUUCGCUUAGUUCCAAAGCGAUUACACAAUAAUACGUAUGUUUCCUUCUCGAAGAGUUUCGCCGUGUUAAAAAAAAAAAAAAAAAGAAAAAAAGAAAAGAAAAGAAACGAAAAGAACAAAAAUAUUUGCGAAAUUUUUCUUUUAUCGGCCGGAGUGGGAUAGUGGGGAUGCAGGAGAGGGGAGGAAACAGGCAAGGACUUGGGGGAGGGGGGUUGGAUAAAUUUUUUUAUACAUAUACAUAUGUACACGAGACGCGCGAACGUCAAAGCGUCAUCUUUUCUAUAAGCCUGCUCUUCGACGUAUGUAUCUCGAUCGAAUUUGCAAAAGACAAAAAAAUAAUAUAUAUGUAUAUAUACAUACAUAUAUAUAUAUAUAAAGUUUGAAAAUCAUUUAAAAAAAAAGGAAAAAAAAACUCGGAAUAUCAUCGAAAAUAGGAUAAUCAUGAGAGAUUAUCGUGAGAACGUUGUGAUAAUGAGUCAUAAAAAAAACAAAAAACAAAAAAAAGAACAAGAAAAAAAAAUGAAAUUUGAUCUAUAAAUCAAUAGGAUCGAUUUCACAGACCAGUUUCGAACUUAUUAUUAAUAUUUCCUAAUCUUCGAGAAAUUUUAUUAAUUAAGGCGAAAAUUUACCGAAAAUGUGACCGAAAAUGUACUAUGCUUGUACAUACGUACAUGCAUACAUGUAUACAUGCAUACGUGCAUACGUACAUACAUACAUACUCACAUACAUGUAUACAUACAUACAAAUUACAAUCACGUUUGUACUCGCGAAAAUGUAUAAAAAGGGAAAUUUAUUUUGAAACGAUACUAACGUUACGUAUACAUAUAUACAUAUAUAAGUACGUAAGGUCCAACAACGAGAGAACUGACUUUGGAGAAUCACAUCAGCCUGUAUAUGUGUGUAUAUACAUACAUACACAUAGAUAUAUAUAAUAUAUACUUGCAUACAUUCAUACAUACAUGCAUAGAUAUGUUUCUGGUGAGAAAGGAUGAUAAUAUCCGUUUAUAGUAAACACAUCUGUUUUGUCUUUAAAACGAAGUCAGUCCUCGUUUAAUCUUCUCAAAUAAAUUUCCCAUUUAUCAUAACGUAUUCGCGAUCAUUUUGAUAUCUCGAGAUUAACGUCCUUUGAACGAAAAAAAAAAAAAAAAAAAAAGGAAGAAUGAAAAGAAAAGAAAUAGAAAAAUGAACAAUGAAAAAGAAGACGAAAGGAAAGAAUUAAAAGAAGAAGAAGAACAAAUGAACAAAAAAAUAUAUACAUAUAUACAUAUAUGUAUAUGUAUAUAUAUGUAUACGUAUGUGUAUAUCUAUAUAUGAUAUAUACGAGAAACCGGAUAAGAGUGAAAUGAUAAAAAUGAACAAAAAAUCGUUGCAAUAUUAUCGAGGGACCAUUAUUUUGUCGGAUAACGAAGACGAAGAGAAGUACUUUAAUGCUUUUUUAAAAAGCGUCGAGGGAAGAUAAAUAAGUAAUCGAAUAAAAAAAAAAAAAAAAGGAGAAAAAAAAAG